AGUUUAAAGCCGACUUAUUUAAAGUUUGUAAAGUUUUGGUUUUGUAUUUAUUUUGGUGUUGGACAGCUGAGUUAAGAAAUUAAAAUCGCAAACAAAAUCCUGUUUUAGGAGGGGCUAUUCUUAAAUAUUCACUCAGAAAUCAAUUUUAAAAAGCUCUCUAAAUCACUAUUCCUAUGUGCGUGCAAUAAAACUUCUCACAAAAAUAAAAAACCUCCCUGAAAUAGACGCUUUCUAGACUGGAAGAAAAUCUUAUUUAAUUCAUGCAGUACGAUAAGACAUUUACUAGUAAAUUUAAUUUAGAUGUAUACAUUUUUGUUCAUACUGAAGUGGAACUUUAUUCAUGCAGUCAAAAGCAUUUACACAUAAAGAAACUUUAAAUUUAUCUUCUCUCGUUCAUACGAGAGAAAAACCAUUUUCAUGUAAUGUGUGUUUUAAAGCUUUCACAUGUAAAGCUAGUUUAAAUAAACAUUCUUUUAUUCACACUGGUGAAAAACCUUUUUCAUGCAAAUUUUGUAAUAAGACAUUCUCCGAUUCAUAUUAUUUAAAUAGACAUUCUCUUGUUCAUACUGGAGAGAAACCUUAUUCAUGCAAUGUGUGUUAUAAAGCUUUCACGUGUAAAGCUAGUUUAAAUAGACAUUCUUUCAUUCAUACUGGAGAGAAGCCUUUUUCAUGCAGUGUAUGUAAUAAGACAUUCCCAGAUUCAUAUUAUUUAAACAGACACUCUCUUGUUCAUACUGGAGAGAAACCAUAUUCAUGCAAUGUUUGUGAUAAAGCUUUCACGUGUAAAGCUAGUUUAAAUAGACAUUCUUUUAUUCAUACUGGAGAAAUGCCUUAUUCAUGCAGUAUAUGUAACAAAACAUUCCCAGAUUCAUUUUAUUUAAAUAGACACGCUCUUGUUCAUACUGGAGAGAAGCCUCAUUCGUGCAAUGUGUGUGAUAAAGCAUUUGCUCUGAAAUCUAGUUUAAAUAGACACUCUCUUAUUCAUACUGGAGAGAAACCAUAUUCAUGCGAUGUUUGUGAUAAAAUUUUCUCAUGUAAGGCUAGUUUGAGUAGACAUUCUCUUAUUCAUACAAAAGCGAAACCUUAUUUAUGCGUUGUGUGUAAUAAGACAUUUGCAUAUUCAUCUAGUUUAAAUAGACAUUCUCUUCUUCAUACUGGAGAAAAUGAUGAAGAGAAACCUUAAUCAUUUUAUAAGCAAAAACCGUCUAAACAAUCUCUGCUGUAUUCAUACUGGAAAAAAAGCCUUAUUUUUGUGUUUUGUCUGAUAAAACCUUUGAACAUAAAUCUAAUUUAAAUGCACACUUUCUUGUUCAUACUGGAGAGAGAUCUCAUUCUUACAGUGUAUUCAUGUAUAAAUGCAGUUUUUAAAACAUUCAUGCAAAAAUCUA
Molecule: messenger RNA, 1388 nt
Organism: Parasteatoda tepidariorum (common house spider)
Lineage: Eukaryota; Metazoa; Arthropoda; Arachnida; Araneae; Theridiidae
Source: RefSeq, a predicted model, not a curated record